Molecule: messenger RNA, 13233 nt
Organism: Hemicordylus capensis (graceful crag lizard)
Lineage: Eukaryota; Metazoa; Chordata; Lepidosauria; Squamata; Cordylidae
Gene: FREM3
Product: FRAS1 related extracellular matrix 3
Exons: 24
Coding region: 1-9600 (3199 amino acids)
Biological process (GO): cell communication
Cellular component (GO): membrane
Source: RefSeq, a predicted model, not a curated record
AUGGCUGGUGCGACAAGGCAGCUCCGCUACUGCUGCCGGGCGCUGCUCGGCGGGACGCUGCUCCUCCUCUGCAGCCUGGCGGCGCCGGGGGACACCCAGCGGCAGCCGGACCCAGCCGAGCCGUCGCUUCUCCUCCUGCCCGCCGAGCCUGGCACAAGUGCGCUCGACAGAGGAGGCGGCGGCGGCGCCACCGCGGGAAUCCUGGUGGCCAAGCGGGGGCUGCGCGUGCCCUUCGGCCGCUCCGUGACGCUGGACCCGGCCCAGGACUUGGUGCUCCGCGUGCAGCCGGGAGACCAGUGCGUCGUGACCGUGCUGGAGAGCGGGCCGCCGCCACCGGCGCCUCACCACCCCGGCGCGCUCUUUCCCAAGCGCUUCCCGUGCAACUUCGGCCCGGGCGAGGUGACCUACACGCACUACGGCUCGCGCAGCCCCGGCCGCGACCGCCUGAGCCUCCAGCUGCGCUACGACUCGCCCAGCCGCACCCUCCUCGCGCCCUUCACCCUCGAGGCCGAGGUGCUCUCCCAGCAGCUGCGCCUGCUCAGCCGCAACCUGCCCCUCACCGUGGAGAAGCUGCGCGGCCACAGCCCGCCCCUGGACGCCAAAGUGCUGGCCUUCGCCGACGUGGGGAAGCCCUACCGCUGCCGCCUCACCGCCCUACCGUACCCUCCGGGCAGCGGCGCCCACCUGCCCGCCUACGGGCGACUCGUGGACUCUCAUGGGCGCCCCCUGCCGCCGGGCCACAGCCAGGACUGCAGCAGCUUCCUCGAGGCAGGGAUCCGCUACGAGCACACAGCCACCACGCCCUCGCCCAACCGCGACUAUAUCCCCAUGCGGGUGGAGGUUUUGGAGGAUGGCGACUCCCUCCAGGGCCAAGGCGAGCAGGAGUAUUUCCAGGUGAUGGUUCGCAUCCGGGAGGGCGCUGAGAAUACACCUCCCAAGCCCAGCUUUGUGGCUUUGCUCAUGAUGGAAGUGGACCAGUUUGUGCUGACUGCCAUCACCCCUGACAUGUUGGCUGCUGAGGACUUAGAAACCCCUUCAGACUUGCUGUUGUUCAACCUAACCUCGCCCUGGCCUAGUGCAGGUGGGCACGACAGGGUAGGGGGUGAUGACCCCCGGUUACGGGGCUACUUGAUCAGUACCGAUGACCCCAGCCGGCCGCUCACUUCCUUCACACAGCAAGAGGUGAGGGAGCUGAAGAUUGCCUACCAGCCCCCCACUGUGGACUCGGACCAUGAGCGACUCUUCCAGCUUGAAAUGGAGGUGCUGGAUCUGGAAGGUGCCUCGUCAGAGCCCUUUGCUUUCAUGGUAGUGGUGAAGCCAAUGAACACAUUGGCCCCUGUGGCAAUCUUUAAUCGCGUUGUUGGGCCCCAAAUGAUGCUUUUUGAAGGCCAGUCAAGGCCACUUUCUGGCAAUCUUGAAAUCGGUGAUGAGGACAAUCUGGACGAGGUGAAAGUGUGGGUUACAAGGGGACUGAAACAUGGUGAACUCCGGGUUUUGGGUGCGCUUCCCGAUCAGCAGUUCUUCACUGCAGCAGAGUUGGAGGCGGGACAGGUCAUUUACCAGCAUGAUGGUAGUGAACACAGUUACAGUGACAAUAUUGUCUUCCGUAUGGGGGAUGGACAACACCAGGUGGAGUUUCUUUAUCCAAUUACCAUUGCGCCUGAUGACGAUCAACCACCCCUCCUCAAUGCCAACACUGGCUUGGUGCUAAGUGAGCACCAAGUGGUCCAGAUCUCUCCCUUUGUCCUCAGUGCUGCUGACAUAGACUCUGAUGACUCUACUAUUCGAUUUGUACUUAAGGAGGCUGAUGGGUCUGCAGAUGCAGCCACCUCUCGACAUCUUGGUGCACUUCUGCUGCGUCAGGCAGAGAUGCCAUCAUCUUAUGAAAAGGAGGAAGAUGUGGAGGGGGGUCAAAGUGUUGUGUCUUCCUGGCGUUUCGUGGAGAGUGAAGGGGUGUAUGAGAAACAGGUGACUGAGUGGCUGCAACAGGAUAUCUUGGAUGGAAAGUUGUUCUACAGGCACAUAGGGCCCCAUAGCACCAACCUAGUGAUGGACCAGUUUGUAUUCUAUCUCCAAGAUGACAAUGACCCUCCAAAUCAAUCUGGAGAGCAGGUAUUUAUCAUCAAAGUCCAACCUGUUGACAACUUGCCCCCGGAAUUGUACCCGGGUACCACCUUGCAGAUGACCGUCCUUGAAUAUCAGGUGACCCACUUCCGAAAGCGCUACUUGCGCUACACUGAUUUGGACACAGAUGAUAGGGAGCUGAAGUAUACUGUGCUCACACCACCAACUGACACUGAUGAAAACCACCCUGUAUUGGCUGGGGAAAUCGUGCUAACUGACAACCCACUAGUGUCCAUUACACAGUUCACCCAAGCACAAGUAAAUCAUCACAAAGUAGCAUAUAGGCCAUCAGACCAAGAGCUUGGAAUCACUCCAAGAGUGGUGCAGUUCACUUACAGUGUCGAAGACACAGCAGCUAAUUCUGUGCUGGGCACUUUCACUCUUUUCCUGCAGCCUGUGGAUAAUCAGCCUCCUCAGAUCACAAAUGCUGGUUUUACUGUGUCUGAGGGUGGCAGCUUCCUUAUUACCAGUAGUCAGCUAGAUGCCACUGAUAAGGAUACAGACACUGAUCGGAUUGUCUUUACCUUAACUGAGGCACCUCAGCAUGGGCACCUGCGUUACUUGGAGGAGGGGUUGAUGGUACAGGGUGAAUCUUUUCUGUUAGAUGACAUUGCUAAUGGUCGCAUAUCCUACCAGCACAGUGGUGAUGAAUACACAAGUGAUUCCUUCCAGUUGGACGUGAGUGAUGGAGUCCAUUUGGUACCCAUCAUAGUCAAAGUUGCUGUUCAGCUAGUGGAUGAUGAGCGCCCCAGCAUCUCUGUUCCUGGCAGUAAUGGACUUUUGGGGGCCUUUAUUGAUGUACUGGAAAAUGGUGCCACUGAAAUCACCACUUCUCUUAUUCAAGGCACAGAUGAGGACACUGAUGAGUUGGCAUUAACUUUUAUUGUGGAGGAUCUACCCAAGCUAGGUGAUAUCUUGGUGGAUGGGGUGCCCUCUGAGAGGUUCACCCAGCAGGACCUCAUUAGUGGGACAGUUGUCUAUGCUCACACUGGUGGAGAGAUUGGUUUGAAAAAGUUGACUGAUUAUUUCAAUCUUACUAUCUCAGAUCUUUCCAGUGAGUGGGUAGUGGGAGGCAGCACUGUGGAAGGGGUGCGCGUGACUGUGACUAUUUUGCCAGUGGACAACAUUGCUCCUGAGGUUAUGGUGGGGGAAGAACCAUUUACUGUUUAUGAGGGAGGGAAAAAUGUUCUAAGUGUACAGCUCCUGGAUGUGGAGGAUGUAGAUACUCCCAGGGAUGACAUCCUUUGUACCAUCCUAGUACAAUCCACUUCUGGUUACCUGGAGAACAUAUCUCCAGCCCCUGGCUCUGAGAAAUCCAGAGCUGGGACUGCCAUCAGUGCAUUUUCCAUCAAGGAUGUUCGCCUUGGACACAUCAACUAUGUACAGAGCAUCCACAAGGGAGUAGAACCUUUGGAAGACAGAUUCACUUUCCACUGCUCUGAUGGUGUCAAUUUCUCCCCACACCAGUUCUUUCCCAUUGUCAUUAUCCCAACCAAUGACGAGAAACCCGAACUAUUUGUACGUGAGUUUGUGGUGUUAGAAGGGAUGAGCUUGGUGAUUGACACUCCGAUUCUCAACGGUGCUGAUGCUGAUAUUCCCCCAGAUAAGUUGCGCUUUUUCAUAACUGUUCCUCCUAAGCACGGCCAGAUUGUUCACCAGCUGGCUACUGGUACUGUGCCCAUCCACAAUUUCACCCUGGAAGAAAUCCAGGAGGGAUCCAGCAUUGUAUAUGAGCAUGAUGACUCUGAGACUAAAGAGGACACUUUCAAAAUCCAACUGACUGAUGGCCUGCAUACAGUGGAGCAAGAAGUGUUAAUUAUGGUCAUCUUAGUGGAUGAUGAAACACCAAGGAUGUCUAUCAAUGAUGGAUUAGAAGUGGAGAUUGGUGAGUCCAAGGUUAUCACUAAUCAGGACCUCAAGGCUACUGAUAUAGACUCAGAGGACAAGAUGCUCACAUAUGUUAUUCGUUUGUUACCCAGGCAUGGUCUUCUGCAGCGCAUGAGCAAAGAAGGAGAGGUGUUAGGCAACAUUACACUCGGUAUGAAUUUCACACAGGAUGACAUAGACCAGGAUUGUAUACGCUACAUUCACACUGGCCAACAGGGAGUCCGUGACUUGGUAAAGUUUGAUGUCACUGAUGGCAUAAACCCUUUAAUAGACAGGUAUUUCUAUAUUACCAUCAGUGGUAUUGAUAUGGUCUUUCCUGAAGUGAUCAAUAAAGGGGUAACACUGAAAGAAGGUGGAAAAGUGACACUCACUACUGACCUCCUCAGCACAAGUGACAUUAAUAGCCCUGAUGAGCAUCUGCGAUUCAGUAUCACCCGAGCCCCAAGCAGAGGGCAUUUGGAGAACUCUGACAGCCCUGGAGUUCCUGUCACUACCUUUACUCAGCUCCAAUUAGCUGGCAACAAGAUUUAUUAUAUCCACACUUCAGAGGAUGAAGUGAAGAUGGAUAGCUUUGAGUUUGAAGUGACAGAUGGCUAUAACCCGGUCUUUCGCACUUUCAGAGUCUCCAUUACUGAUGUGGACAAUAAAAAGCCAAUCCUAACCAUCCAUGGCCUGACAAUUCAGGAAGGGGAAACCAAACUGAUCACUCCAUUUGAGCUGAAUGCAGAUGAUCGGGACACUCCUGACCGCCUGCUCCGUUUCAUAAUUACUCAGGUCCCUGUGCAUGGCCAGAUUAUUUACAACAAUAGCUAUUCUGUGACCAGCUUCACUAAGCAAGACUUAAAUGAGAACAUGAUCACUUAUAGACAUGAUGGCACAGAAACCAACCAAGAUAGCUUCUCUUUCACUGUUACUGAUGGGACCCAUUCAGACUUCUAUGUUUUCCCUGAUACCAUCUUCGAAACACGUCACCCUCAGAUGAUGAAGAUUCAGAUCAAUUCCCUGGACAAUGGUGUGCCACAGAUAGUAGUCAAUAAGGGUGCUUCUACCCUGAGAAAUACUCCAGUUGGGCAUCUAGGCUUCUUAAUUACCAGCAAGUCUCUGAAGGCAGAAGAUAGAGACAGCGCACACAAACUACUAAAGUACAAGAUCACAGAUGGGCCCAAGCACGGACUCCUCAUUAAUACCGGCCUAGGAAAUGGAAGCAUUAAAGCCUUUACACAAGCUGAUAUUGACGACAUGAAAAUCUGCUAUGUCUUGAAGGAAGGUGGAAAUGCUACUAGUGAUAUCUUCUACUUCUCAAUUGAAGACAGUGGAGGAAACAAAUUGAAGAGCCAACCAUUCCGUUUGAACUGGGCAUGGAUUUCUUUGGAAAAGGAAUACUACAUUGUAGAUGAGGACUCCAGGGUUCUGGAGAUAACUCUGAAGCGCAGAGGAUAUCUGGGAGAGACAUCAUUUGUUAGCAUUGGGACAAAGGAUGGAACGGCAGAAAAGGAUAAAGAUUUCAAAGGGAAAGCCCAGAAACAGGUCCAGUUUAAUCCAGGACAGACCAUGGCUACUUGGCAAGUCAGAAUAAUAGUAGAUAAUGAAUAUGAAGAAUCAGAAAUGUUCCAGAUUAUUUUGUCAGAUCCUGUUAUGGCUGCCCUAGAAUUUCCAGAAAGGGCAACAGUUGAAAUUGUGGAUCCAGGUGAUGAAUCUACUGUUUACAUUCCUGGGUCAGAGUACAGAAUAGAGGAAGAUGUGGGUGAGCUUCUCAUUCCUGUCAGGAGAUCCGGAGACGUUAGCCACGAAUUAAUGGUCAUUUGUUUCACAAAUCAAGGAUCUGCCACUGGUACGAUUCCUUCUACUGUCUUGUCUUAUUCUGACUAUAUCUCUCGUGCUGAAGACCAUACCAGUCUCAUUCGCUUUGAUAAAGACGAGGCAGAGAAAGCCUGUCGUGUCAUCAUUAUUGACGAUUCUCUUUAUGAGGAAGAUGAAACUUUCAAUGUCACGCUAAGUAUGCCAAUGGGUGGGCAAAUCGGGAAAGCAUUUCCCAGCACCAAAGUGAUCAUUUUGGCUGACACAGAUGAUGAACCUGCUUUUUACUUUGGUGACACCGAAUAUCAUGUGGCUGAGAGUGCUGGUUAUGUGGAAGUUCGUGUUUGGAGAACUGGAACAGACUUGUCCAAAGCAGCCACUGUCACUGUGCGUUCCAGAAAAACAGAACCAAUAUCUGCGGAAGCUGGCGUUGAUUAUGUUGGCAUCAGCCAAAACCUGGAUUUUGCUCCUGGUGUAAAUAUGCAGACUUUCCGUGUGACAAUCCUGGAUGAUUUGGGACAGCCUAUUCUUGAGGGUCCAGAAAAAUUUGAACUUGUUCUUCGGAUGCCUACAAAUGCAGUGCUUGGGGAACCAAGCAAGACUACCAUCUUCAUCAAUGAUACCAUCACUGACUUACCCAAAGUCCAAUUUAAGGAGCCACUGCAUACAGUGAAUGAAAAAGAUGGUCAACUGACAGCUAUAAUUUACCGUAGUGGUGAUGUUAAUCAUAAAUCUACAGUCCGCUGCUAUACUCGCCAGGGUUCUGCACAGGUUAUGAUGGACUAUGAAGAGAGACCAAACACAGAUGACUCUGUAGUGGUCUUCCUCCCAGGAGAGAUUGAGAAGCCAUGUGUAGUGGUCUUGGAGGAUGACGCCAUCUAUGAAGAAGAAGAAGAGUUCAGACUAGUACUUGGAACACCAAAAAGCACUUCUGUGUUUGGAGCCUCUAUUGGCGAGCAAAAAGAAACUUUAGUGAAGAUCAAAGAUGAAGAAGACAAACCAGUGAUUAAGUUCUCCGAAAUCAAAUAUAAUAUUCAAGAACCUCAAGAGCCUGGGGAGAUUGCAGUUGUGAAGAUCCCUGUCUUACGUCUGGGGGACAGCUCCAAAGUUUCCAUUGUGAGGAUCCAUACUAAGGAUGGUUCUGCUACCUCUGGAGUUGACUAUAAUCCAAUGUCUGAAGAUAUUGAAUUCAAAGAAGGAGAGACAAAGCACUUUGUUGAGGUGGAGGUUUUGUAUGAUGGGGUGAGAGAAAUGCGUGAAGCCUUUACAGUGCACUUGAAACCUGAUGAGAAUAUGGUGGCUGAGACACAGAUGAACAAAGCCAUUGUAUACAUUGAAGAAAUGGACAGUGUGGCAGAUGUGACGUUCCCAGCUGUGCCCCAAGUUGUGUCUCUCCUCUUGUACGACGACACUGCUAAAAGCAAAGGAAAUUCCCAGCCUCCAACUGGCUAUCCGGUCGUGUGUGUAACGGCAUGUAAUCCCAAAUAUUCAGACUAUGACAAGACUGGAUCUAUCUGUGCUGCUGAAAACAUCAAUGAUACGCUGACCUUAUACCGCUGGCUAGUCAGUGCUCCAAGUGGCAGUGAUGGUGUUACCAGCCCCAUGCGUGAAGUGGACUCCAACACUUUCUUCACCAACACCAAGUCAAUUGCCUUGGACUCCAUAUAUUUCCAGGCUGGUUCAAGGGUUCAGUGUGCAGCACGUGCUGUCAAUGCCAAUGGAGAUGUGGGUUUAGAAUUGCUGAGCUCCAUUUAUACAAUAAACAGGCAAGAAGGUCUAUGCCAACCACGUAUACCAGGAACAGUAGGAGCAGAGCCUUUCUCAGCCAAAAUACGCUACACGGGUCCUGAUGAUCCUGACUAUCCUAAUCUGAUCAAAUUAACAGUUACAAUGCCUCAUAUGGAUGGGAUGCUGCCCGUUAUCUCAACUAGACCUUUGUCUAACUUUGAGCUGACUCUUAGUCCUGAUGGCACUCGGGUAGGCAACCACAAGUGCUCCAAUCUUCUGGAUUAUAAUGAGAUCCCAACCAAAUAUGGAUUCAUAACAGACAACACCAAGAACCCAGAAGUGAUAGGAGAAACAUCACCUUACCAGUAUAGCACAGCAGUGCGGUCUGCCAAGACUUUGCGUUUCUACCGUAAUCUCAACCUGGAGGCCUGCUUGUGGGAGUUUAACAGCUACUAUAACAUGUCGGAACUGCUGACCGACUGCAGUGGCUCCAUUGGAACAGAUGGACAGGUGUUAAAUCUGGUGCAGUCUUACGUGACGCUGCGGGUGCCCCUCUACGUCUCCUAUGUCUUCCACUCACCUGCUGCUGUUGGGGGUUGGCAGCACUUUGACCUGCAGUCCGAACUGAGGCUCACCUUUGUGUAUGAUACGGCCAUCCUUUGGAAGGAUGGCAUAGGAAGCCCCCCAGAAGCAGAGCUCCAAGGUUCCCUCUACCUAACCAGCAUGCAGAUCAAUGAUGAAGGGCGGCUGGUGGUCUAUUUCAGGACCGAGAUCCGAUUCAGGGGGCAGUUUGUAAUGUCCCACCCAGGUACUUCACUCUCCUCAAUGGUGAUGUCUGCUGAUCACCCAGGCCUCACAUUCACGCUGAGCCUUUUUCAAAGUGAACAAACCUUCCACCAGCCUAUGCAGCAAUGGAAAUUUGUCUCAGAUUUUGCUGUACGUGACUAUUCUGGUACUUACACUGUGAAACUUAUCCCCUGUACUGCCGCACCCAGCCAAGAAUAUACCCAGCCUGUCAUCUGUAGCCCACGGGAACCAAUCACCUUUGAUCUAGAUGUCAGGUUCCAACAGGUCAGUGAUCCAGUAGCAGCUGAAUUUAGUCUCAACACCCAAAUGUUGCUGCUCUCCAAGAAGGACCUCUGGCUGUCUGAUGGCUCCAUGGGAUUUGGAGAAGGAUCUGAUGUUGCAUUCACAGAAGGCUCUGAAAUCUAUGGCCGGGUCAUGGUGGAUCCUGUUCAGAACUUAGGAGACUCUUUCAUCUGCAACAUUGAGAAAGUGUUCCUGUGCACUGGGGCAGAUGGAUAUGUCCCCAAGUACAGUCCAGAGAACAAGGAAUACGGCUGCCUAGCUGACUCUUCCUCCUUACUAUACAGGUUCAAAAUUCUGGAUAAAGCUCAGCCUGAUACCCAGGCAAAAGUAUUUGGAAAUAUGGCCUUCCACGCGAAACUAGCAGUUGAUCACAUAGAUGGUUAUCCUUUGGUAAAGCAGCCUGGUUCUGAUGGAUUCAGCUUAUUAUCAACGCCACUGUUCCAGGUAGCAGCAGGCCGGGAGUGGUACAUCCACACAAUUUACAUGGUUCGGUCACGUGAGAAUGCCCACAGAGGCCUGGGAAAGAGAAGCAUUGAGUACCACCAUGCUUUAUCUUCGGCUAACAGUAUCCCUGGUACUGCACAUCUUGGGCGCACUCGAAGAGCUGUUUCAGAUACUCCUGCUCUUGCACAAGAUAUUGGUGUGGAUAAGAACAGGGGUACCAACAUCCAACAUAUAGCUCUUGACCGGUCUGACAAAAUUAUUAUCAAGCAGAAAGAUCUGCUCCCAGCAGGUAAAGCUUAUGAGAAGCCAGUCUUGGAAAUCACGGGUAAUGAUAUGGAAGACAGGGUUGUCCCCAUUGUCGGAGGUACAGCUGGACUGCUGCUUCUGAUCUGUACUGUUUUACUUAUUGUCUUCCUUUUGAAGCGGAAGGGACAUUCUGCCGAUGGGAAAGCAAAUUCGUCCAUCAACUGUUCCAGCAGUAAUGAAACUGUGACCACACAGCACAGCAACAGUGACAGCUCUGAAGUCUAAUGGCAUUGCAAAGGUGGGGAUCAUCCUUUGAAGGUACUCAUUUUGUCACAGAAACCAGAGUUUAGGAGCUGCCUUUGUACAGACUUGGAACCAGCUGCUGCAGUUUUGAUGCUAGGUGUGUGAUUCCACAAUAUCACGAAAUGUGUAGCAAACAAGAUGAAGUGUAUAUGAAGUGUGAAUGACGUAUUUAUAACUUAGCUCCCUCCUCCUCCUCCUCCAGUAACACGAUACUCUUGGACUAAUGUGUGCAUUAAACCUAGCAUUUUUUUCUUCAAAUGGUGCUCACGAAAUCAUCUGCUAGCAGCUAUAAAUGUGCCUUAUCUACCAUCAUGAAUGCCUGGUGCUCUUCAAAGGCAUAUUGAUUUCCUUUUCAUUUAACUUGUAUAGUGUCUAGAGUUAUACCCUUCUUGUAUAUAGAAAGGCCGGGGAGGGGAAAUGAAAGAAGGGGACAGAUUUAACCACAUAGGGUAGAAGUAAAAUAUCUGUAAUUAAAUCUGAGUAGAAUUGUAUUGUUUGGGUGGAUGAGAGAAAUACUGCACUGGGAAAACACAAAGCUUAUUUAAAGAGAGUGGCUAAUAUGAUGUGCAGCAUUGGCAGCCCUGCAACCACACCAGGGCUGCUGCGGACAGUGACUUGCAUAAUGGCAAAUGGGAGUAAAUGCAGGAGCACUGAGUGCACCCCCAUGUCCUCAGCAGCAUCUAGGCUGCUUUACAUGUUGACAGCAGCCAUGAGGAGGUUUGCAGCAUUCCGAGACUCUGCACAUCACGCCAGCCAGUAUUUCUCUACUCUCCAGUUGUUAGAAAUGUACGUCAAUGCAAAACCCUAAAGCUGAUGAGUAUUUAGCAUUGUAGCAUGUCAUUCAAGAUGGCUCCAAAUUGUUAUUAGAUGGCUCUUUCUUUUGCCUGCCUGCUGUUAGAUAAACUUUACUGUUUCUUUUACACACACACACACACACACACACACACACACACACACACACACACACACCCUUCUGUUUAAAGAGCUUGGCAAAUAUUGUAAGAUAUUGUGAAUACUUAUUGUGAAGACAGCAUUUACAUUCUAUAUAAUUUGUUCUCACAUUCACUGAGCAUUCAGUUUGUAAAAGGAACUCUUAUCUAACUAAGUAACCUUAUUCAGUUCUGCAGCUAUCAGAUAGAGCUGCCAUAACACCGGAGCUUAGACACCGAACCACACUGAGCACCAAAUAUUUGGCAGAGGUAGCUUUGUUUGUAUAGAAUCUCUUCUGCUGUAACAUCAGCAGCACAAGGAAGCUAGGUUAUAGAUAGGGAUUGCCCUGAAAAUUGCAUGGGUGUCACUUCCUGUAUAGAUAACCACACAGAAAAAUGGCCACACUUCUGUAGUAGUAUGUGGAGCUAGUCAGCAUCUUUCAAAUUCCUGUUAAGACAGAGUCUGAGCUACAUCCAUAACACAUAAAUGUGCCAUUCUGAUGCUAUUGCCUCAAUUUGCUGCAGGUUCUGAUGUGGGAUUAUUCAAUAAUCAGUUUCUUAAAAGUGAAAACCCACAAAGAUGUAUAGGGAGUUUUAUACUACAGUCCUUGUGAAUUUUCUGUCUGUGGAUAUUUCUAUGAGUCUUUCCCUUCCUAUGUCUACAUGUAAAGAAACAAUAUGUCAGUGGUUUUACACAUAGUAGCAAAGAAGAGAAAUCGCCAACUAUGUCUGUGUAAUGUGGACAAACAAUUGAAAUAUGUUAAAAUAAUAAAAUGUGGACUGCCAGGUUAUCAAUUAGCUAGAUCAAAAAAAGUGAAAGCAAGGAUGGUCAGUGACAGGCAGGUAGUGACACAUUGGAUUGUUUCUCAUUCUCUUUGAAUAGAUUAUGGGUUUUAGGCACAUUACACAGACAUAGUUAGCGAUUUCUCUUCUUUGCUACUAUGUGUAAAACCACUGACAUAUUGUCUCUUUACAUGUAAAUGGAAUAUUUCUCCCUACCUGCCUGUCACUGACCAUCCUUGCUUUCAUUCUGCAGCUGAGGGAAGUGGGUUAUAACCCCUGAAAGCGCAUGCAUUAAAAUGUUAGUUUAAAAGCUGCUGCUUUACAUUUUCAAUCUAAAAUAUAUUACACAGAUGAUUCUUUUAAGGUCUGACUUUAAAAGGCGCCUUGUUAUAAAAAUGAGUGCAGGUGACAGGUACCAUCUAAGAAAGAGCAUUCCCCUUAUAGAGAAAGAGCAUUCUAAGGAAUGCCUUAUAAUGGCACCUUCUGCAACAUGUGCAUUUCUUUUUUGCACAAUAUGCAGCUCUGACUAAUCAGGUGGCAACUCUAAUUGCCAGUGUUCAUAGUGGCUGACAGCAUUAUGGAGCUGUAAUGCUGCACCUGCUGUCGACUCCUAAGGCAGCCUGAUGCUGCUAAGAACAGGCAGUAGCACAAGCAACACUUCUGCAGGAAAACCAGAAGGGGCAGCCCUUGCUCCACCCUGUCAAGGCUGCCACCUGCUGGCCAGAGAAAGUUACAUUCUGUGUCACAGCUAUUGGCCAGUUUACAAGUUAUGAGCCCACAACUAUUUUACUUUGGCUGAUCUUCUCGUAUAUCUAAUUUAGCCAUUUCUAGCAUAUUAUCCUCCAAGAAAAAGAAAUUCUGCUCGUCUCCAGUUUACAAAACCUCCCUGCUUGAUCACUUGGAGGUAAUUGUUGCAGCUAUUUAAGCACACCAUGCCCUUAAGUUUGUGAUAUUACAGAGGAGUCUCAAACUUCCUCAAUAGUGCCUGUGCUUGUCACUCCAAAUUUUUGCCCAAAAUUGCUUUGGUCAGUCUACACUGUUUAUAUUGUGAAUUAAAAUAUGCAGUCAGAUCUGGGCCUUCACUUGACAGGUUUCUGUUGUGGCCCAUGUUUCUGAGCAGUUUGCCUACCUCUACCUUAAGUCUGCGCUGGCACUUAAGUGCACUUACAGAGCCACAUCGCUGGGGGCUGGAUGGAUUCACAUGUUCCCUCCUAACAAAGAGGCACAUGUAUCUGAAUUAUCCAUCUUGAAAUGCUAGAAAAGGGAACAGUCUUCCCUCUGGAAGUGUACUACAUGAAUAUAGGAUGGUGCACUCCUAGAUAGAAGCAAGAGCUAUUCUUCCCCGCUCUCCCAUUCCGGGUUUUUAAUGGAAGUAUAAUUUAGACAGGCUACAGCUGGCACUUAAGUCAUAGUGGUAGUUUCAAACAAGUACAGGAUGCUGCUGCUCCUGCCAGUAGUACCUUCUAUUUUGCGGUCAACAUGUGGCAAGUUUCAUUCCGAAAGCCCCACCAAUCCAGAUUGGCUACAGUAGGUGCUUUGAGGAAGGAGUCUGUUUCCUGCUCUAGCAUUCUAAGAGCAUAAAGGAAGUUAUAAUGUAUGUGUUGCUCCAUUAGGAGUAAAUGUGUGACCCAGCCUUUAUUCAACAGUUUCCUCCAGCUUAUGGCAUCAGAGGUAAAUUGUAGAAUAUGUGCACUGCACCAUGUAUUUUUGCAAUAUAGUUGGUUACUUGUGAGAUACUAGCAGAGCAGGUUCAUCAAAAUACAAGUCAAGCACUGAAAUGUUGCAUUGUUAAACUCUAUUGUACUAUACUGAUUGUGUACUGUGAUAAUUUUGACAUUUUUUAUUGUGAAAUUGCCAAAACUGUUUUAAGACAGCAAUUUUAUAAAGUGCUUUCUUUCACCUA